GUCCAAGUGAGUUGCCAAGGUUGUUAGUGUAUUGCUUCCAUUGCUGCCUUCUACUCUGCUUUCUUCUUCUUCCAGAUCAAGACUUGUGGCACUGGUGCCACCUGGGUACCAGCUGUUGCAUUGAAUCUUGGCCCACUCCAUGGAACAGACUGACACUAAAAUACAGUGGACCCCCGCAUAACGAUUACCUCCGAAUGAGACCAAUUAUAGAGUGACGACGGGGACAGACACGAAAAUCAUUGGUGUAGAAGGGCUAGCAGCAACAUGGAGGACCAACGGUUAGCCAAAUGGUACUUUGGAGGCAUGGCCUCUUGUGGAGCUGCCUGCUGUACACACCCCCUUGAUCUUCUGAAGUGCUGACUUCCUGAAGUUCAAUAUCUUGUCGAGGGUGGGGGAAUGAAGUUACUGGGCCAACGUGGAAAGUUGUGGUUCUUCUGUGGAUGUGCCUACUCCCAAAUCACAGCAUCACUAAGUGCCACAUCUUUCACUGCUUUUCUGGAGCCAGGUGUUCAGAAACGUCUGUUUAAUUGAGCUGCACAUACCUAAGCCUUUUGAGCAGAAGAAAUGUACUUUCAUUUAUGGAUUUCUCACUCUUCACAAUGGUUCAUCUUCAGACUCAACAAAUCAAACAAAUGGGUGGUGGUCAGAUGGCUGUUCAUAUAGUGAAGAACCAGGGAUUUUUUGCUCUGUACAAUGGUCUGUCAGCAUCCCUUCUCAGACAGCUCACAUACUCUACUACACGCUUUGCUAUUUAUGAGGUGGUGAAACAAAGGAUGUCUGAGUCUUCAGGAGGACCUCUUCCUUUCUACAAGCGAGUCUUAUUAGCUGGGUUUGCUGGAGCAUGUGGAGGCUUUGUGGGUACGCCUGGAGACAUGAUUAAUGUUCGCAUGCAAAAUGAUAUCAAGCUUCCAGCAGAUCAAAAACGAAACUAUAAGCAUGCUAUAGAUGGUGUUAUUCGAGUGGUGAAGGAAGAAGGAAUUCCUCGACUGUUUCGUGGUGCAUCAACAGCAACCUUCAGGGCAGUUUUAAUGACUAUAGGGCAGCUGUCCUUCUAUGACCAAAUUAAGGGAGUUUUGUUAUCAACACCAUACUUCACUGACAAUCUGACUUGCCAUUUUACCUGCUCAUUAGCUGCGGGUGCAAUUGCAACAACCAUGACACAACCUGUUGAUGUGAUCAAAACAAGGGCCAUGAAUGCUAGGCCAGGAGAAUUCAGGGGUUUGUGGCAUAUAAUUACAUACACAGCAAAAGUGGGUCCACUUGGAUUUUUCAAGGGAUAUAUACCUGCCUUUGUGCGUCUGGGACCACAUACAAUCAUUACAUUUAUUUUGUUUGAGCAGCUUCGGAAGAAUUUUGGAAUACUGAAAAAGCCAGUUCAAUAAAAGUAGGUAAAUAUAGCUUGAAUUAGGUGUAUAUUUAUAAUGUAUUUCUUACUAACAUUUUCUAGAAAAAAUUAUAUAGGAUAGUAUUUUACUUAGGACAUAUAUUUCCACACAAUGUUAAGUUUUUAAAGAGAAAUUUAUUACUAUAGAUAUAGCUUUUAAUACCUCACUAACAAGUGCUUCCAGAUAUCGUGACAAUGCAUUGUACAGUAGCAUACGAGUGUCUGUAUAUUUUCAAUAAGCUGAUUUAUGUCAUCAAAUUCAUAUUAGGACCAGUAUAAAUCUCUUAUUGCUGUUACUACUGGCUUUCACUGUGUUCUUCCUCAACUUAUGUGAUAUUGAUUCAUAACAGACUUCUUCAUUUAUGAUGAUAUAAUAAUGAUCCAGGAUGAACCUAAACGUUGUCUACUACUUAUUUCAAAUUUGUGAAGUUUUGAUUUUUCUAGAUGUGAGGGAUUUAUUGGUGACAUGAUAAUUGAAGUAGAUUUAUACAGUAAGGCAUAGUACAAAAUAUUCUAUGAGUACGGCAUAUGACUGUGUCCAGUGAUGUACUCUGGCCAUUGAUGAGGAAAGGAAUAUGUUUAUGCAAGCAGUUAAAUUUUCCUCAAUCAUACUACUGUUAGCAUGAACUUUUGCAUUUGCCUAGCAGAGUUUGUGAGGGCCUGGUUCUGGCUUCUUGACCUGUGUAUGUGAGUGUGAUUAUUUAUUUUAGUUACAGGAGCAGAGCUAUUCUUAUGAUGUCCUGUCUUCUGUGUUUAAAUUGUCAUAGCAUUUGUUCUUUUACCAGUGGUUGUAGCACAUUCUCUAGUACCUCUUCCUCUUGGAUGUAAUUUUAGUAUUCUACCAAUCUGUUUGUGAAGACAGACUGUAUAGUAUUUCCUAAGCAGUGUUUUUCUCACUCUUCAUUUGUGGCCUCUUCUUUGUGUUGAUGGUAUACCUGGAAGGUGUUUCAGGGGCAAAUGCCCCAACUGCCUGGUCCAUCACCAGGCCUCACAGCAGAUCAGGACCUGAUCAACCAGGCUGUUACUGCUUUCUGCACACAAACCAAUGUAUGAACCACAGCCUGGCUGGUCAGGUACUGACUUUCGGUGCCUGUCCAGCUCCCUCUUGAAGACAGCCAGGGAUCUAUUGGUAACCCCCCUUAUGUAUGCUGGGAGGCAGUUGGACAGUAUUGGUACUGUGAAAUCUUAAAUUGUUUUCUCAAAUCCUUUUAUAAUCUUAUAAAUAUAUGGUUAUCAUGUCUCCUCUUUUCUUACUAUUAAUUAAUGAGGGCUUUUUUUUUAACUAAAAUUCUUAAAUUUGGGAACCAUUUUGUAACAUUUUUUUGGAUUACAGGUUUCCCUCCACAUUCGCAAGGGUUAGGGGAUCAAGAACCUCGUGAAUGUUGAAAAAUCGCGAAUGUUUGGUGCACAAAUAUAUUGUAGGGAAAUAUAAUAAUAGCAUUUACUUAGCCUAACAAUACUGCUUCCUUAACCUAUUGAACCAUGAACAAUCAUAAAACACAUGAAAACAUCAUAAAAUAUUGUACUAGUGCCAGCCCUUUGGUAAAGAAGAAGAGAAAGAUUAUAGAAUUCAAGAAAGAACUCGUAGCAGAGUACCAAAGUGGAGGAGGAAAAGAGAGGGGAGAAUGUGCCUUCUUCAGUGAUUCUACAAUAUGUACGAUACUAAAGCAGCACGAGUCUAUAAAGGCUAUAGCGCCAGCCAGCGAUAAAGUAUAGCAUUAACAGUGUAGCAAGUAAGUUAAGCAAUUAAUUGAUAGAAAAAGGACGGCACGAACCUAACUCCUCCAAUGUUGUUGGAAUUAUAUAGGGAAACUGACAACACUGCCGCCUCUACCACCUCAGCUGCUGCCAUCACCACCACCAUGUAAGGCUUAUGCUCUCAAUGGCCCUUAUACAUCCAACAUCAACAACAACAUAGCAACACUCGUGACAUACUUAAUGACGUAUUUUAUUCAUUCUAGAGAAUAUGCCAUGUUUCUAUGUUAUUAAUAUGUAUUGUUUAUCAUGUCAUAUUAGAUGAAUUGUGAUAGAUAAAUAAGCCGUAGAGUUGAUAUUAGUGUCAUAUUGAAGGACUAUCACGUCCUAUCUCCAAACAAACUCUGCCACCGCCACAAUUCCUAACAUAUAUAAUGACGUAUGUUAAAUAUGAUUGGGCUGCUGGGAAUUUGUGAAUGUUGAGGGAGACCUGUAUAUCUAUAAUAUUUUUUAUUUUUUAGUCAUGUAUACCACAUUAUUGCUGCAUAUUCCAACCUUGUUCAUGUUGUUAUAAACAACUUCAUUAGCUGCUCUGUUUGUCUUCAUUUUUAAUUUCUUUUUUAAGUUUUCUUGGCACAGUAACCUUUUCUUCAGUUUUGACACUUUCAGUAACUUGUGAUUGAUUGAUAUUAUCUGUUCUGGUCCUUAGUCAACAUUACUUGGCUUUCAUUCAUCUCUGAUUUAUAUGAUCUGCCUCCCUUCUUUGAAUUUCUAUAUAUUUAUUUGUUGUAUCUUGAUUAAUUUUAUAUAUUAUAUGUAUUUGCCUUUGUUUAUUUUGUGCAGCCUCAAACUCUUAUAUUUACUACUUGAGUUUAUAGUUCAUUGCUUUUUUUUUUCCUUAGCAUAUUGAUUGUAUCUUAAUUGGACAUAAUUUUUACUGUUUUUUCAUGAUUAGUAAAAGCCAGUUAUUCUAAAAAUCUUUGUAAGCACUGGUAUAUUUUUUCUUGUUCUUUGAAGAGGCAAAGGUAAUUAGUAAUUUCUGGUAUCUGUAGUUCAAAAUUUGUAGUUAUAUCUUCUAAAAUAAUUUUCCCUAUGGGCACUCAAGGAUGGCACCCAAGCUAGGGUAGACAAGAGUUCAAACUAUGGGAGAGCAUAACUCAACUCUCAGAACUCAUCAAAGGUAUAUCAAAGAUAUAUAUAUGCUCAAGGAAUUCGUAUGAAAGUCAAGUUGUGCUAAUAACCACACGUUUGAAGCACCCUUAGCAAAAAUGGAGGGGGAAGAGAAGCAUGUUAUUCAGCUAAUGGUUUCUGUCAAAUCUUGUAAACCCUCCCAUUCUCAAGUAUCGUUUAUGUUUUCUGUCUUUAUUCAUGGUCACUUCCCCUCAUUGCAAAUCUGUUGGCUCAUGAAACUCCUAUCCACCCUCUGGAUACAGUUUUAUCCAGUAAUACUCGUUUUAUUCCCCGUGCAUAUACGUAUACAUACACGUAUAUACAUGCUUCAUCUGUGUGUGUUCCAUAGAGAGAAGUGCUUCCUACUGAUAAUGCUAUAUUAACAUGAUGAAUAAGCCUGGCAGUGUUUUGAUUUAUUCAAAAAUUUGAUUCAUAUCCUCUAUAUGAAAUAUAAUUAUUAUUUCAUUGGUCUUCUAAGAAGCUUUUGUUGUGUAUGUUAAGGGCGACAUUCAUAUCUUAAAUAUGUCAGCUUGGGAUAAUGAAAAAGCAUUGAAAGAAAAGCCAACAAGCACAUUUAAAAAUUACUCCAAAGCUACUUUUCAUUGAUUUUUUUUAGAAGUGCUGUUUGUGGAUUACCACUUGGCUUAUUUCGAUAUUUUUAUAUCCGGAAAGGUAUAACACUGGCAGAUGAUAAAUAGACACUCAAUGAAGUGAGGUCUUCUGUAUGAAACAUUGGCUAAGACAUGAUGCUGGAUGUUGUAAACCAGAAUCAUGAGAUACAAAAGCUAGCCAUUUGUAAUUGUGAUUAAUGUUGGUAAUAUAUGCAGUAUCUUUGUCAGUUGUUUCAACACACCAGCCGCAUCUCAUCGAGGCAGGGUGACCUAAAAAGAAAAGUUUUUCUUUUUAAAUUUAGUAAUUUAUACAGAAGGGAUUACUAACCCCUUGCUCCCAGCAUUUUAGUUGCAUCUUAGUGUUAUUAUUUCUAUUAAUUUUUUUAUCAGUAAUAUUAUAAACACCUUGCUGCAUUAAGUGUGUUUUAAACAUUAACAUCUUACGGAUGAUCUUUAAUGUUGUCUACAGCUUCAUUAUUAGAAUAUGGAGAACCAAUGCACCGCUUCUAGUUUGUGAUUUAUAGAUAAAAUCAUUUGGUAAUAUCAGGAAUAUGUAGAACAAGCCCAUCCAAAGUAAUAGUACCCAAUCAGUGUUAUAGCUUUUAAAAUCCAUAGACAAAAAUUCAGUUAAGAAAAUACAUUUCUAAAUCAAUUUUGAUUAUGCUCAGUUUUCUUUUUUACUUUUUUUUCCAAACUAUAAUGAUAAUGCAUAUACAAUAGUUAGAUAUUAUGAAUGAUAGUAAGAAUGUUUUGUAUUGUGUUAGUAAAUAUAUUUUAAAGAGGAUUCAUUGAAUGAUUAUACUUGGUGUUGUAAGAUUUUUCUGCAAACCAAAAUCUAUAUACAUAGAUAAAAAAAAAUUGUCUUGGAAUAAAAUGUAAAGGUGCAGUGUAUUGUUAUAGGUAUAUUUUAUCUAAGGAAGUGCAUAUAUAUGCAGAAUAUGGAAUGCUGUACUUUGUGUGAUGUAAUGGGAUGUAUUGGUUAGUUGGUGUGCAAGAGGGAUAAUUCCUGUUAAUGUAUAAAAAAUCAGCCAUAUCACAAGUAGACUAGAGUAGCAUAUGUAAGAUAUAAACAUACAUGUUAUAGUGUUAGUAGAUAAUACAGUAAAAUUAAUACAUGAUGGUUUUGCUCGCUGAAUUAUUGGAGAAACGACAUUGAAUGUAAGACUUAACUUUGCAAUGUGAAAUAAGAGUACAGUGCAUCUCUCUCAUUCAAUUCUUAAUAUAAUGGAUGAAAAGUUGAACCAGUAGAGAAUGGUGGGUUUAACAGUGAUGGUUUUCCCUUUGAUCACUCAGUGUAAUUAAUAUUGUUUCUGUGGGUGGUGAUUGUUUUCUGAACAAAACAUUGGCUCAAAUAGGAUGUUGGAUUUUGUAAAUCAGAAAAAAUUUACAGAAGCUAAAUUCAUGCAUGAUUAUGAAAUUAAUAUUUGCAGUGUCUUCAUUAUUAUUGUCAUUUCUAUUAAUCUUAUUAUUUAUAAGUACAUAUCAGACUUUCUAUUGAUAGGUACUGAUGGUGUUUGUAUUCUUAAUUAUAUACAGUAGUUAUUGACUAUGACACCCUUUAGUGACUUUCAUAGCCAUGGAUCUUCCUUAGAACCCAGAAUUCCAUGAGGGCACUUAUUUAUUGAUCAAACCCAUUACCAUCUUUCUACUUAACCCUUCUCCUUGGUAACUCUUGACAAUCACUUUACCUUGAGCAUAGAACUGACUUCCCUCCAUGGCAUAACAGUACUUUUUGUAAGUUGCUGGAAUGCUUAGUUAACAAUUUUUUUUUUUCCAACAAACCGGCCAUAUCCCACUAAGGCAGGAUGGCCCAAAAAGAAAAACGAAAGUUUUUUUUUUUUUUUAAUUUAGUAAUUUGUACGGGAGAAGGGGUUACUAGCCCCUUGCUCCUGGCAUUUUAGUCGCCUCUUACAACACGCAUGGCUUAGUUAACAAAUAUUUCGUGUAAUACUUGGAAACCCAAAACUCUCCUCACCUCACCACUUUGGUUUAGCAAAGUGCCAUUCUGUCAUUGACCCCUUAAUUUUCUUCACUACUUACGUCCAUAAUUUCUCAGCUGUGUCUUUAGCACCACUUUCUUCCUGACAUAAAUAACAAAUUGGAUAAUGUUCAAGUGAUGCCCUAUUAUCUCUCAUCCCACUCUAUCUAUAUGGUUCCCAUAUCCAUGAAUGAGAUACUAUCAAAUUUCUUGGCCUUCUCUUUGAUCAUUUAAUGUCAUGAAAGUCUUGCAUAGCUUUUCUAAAAGCUGGUUAUAGUUGCCAGGUUGCACUAUCAGCUCAUCAUAUCUUAAUAGAUUGUCUUGUCUAUCAGAGAAGUAGAGUUCAUUUCUGACCUCUGCCAUGCAUUGAAGCACUAAUCUUGUCUCUAUAAAAGCAAUUUUUAACAUAGACUAACUCAAUGACACUUGACAGAAACAGAUUGCAACAUCUUUUGACUUCAACUUUGCACUCACAUUAAACACCUUUCUUCACUAACUACCACCCUUGCACACCUCUACUUGCAGCACCACAUGUUCCGUACACAUUUAGUCCUUAAGUUUUAAAUGCCUGUAUAAUAAAUAAGAAUGAUUGGUUAUCGUGUUAACUUAGUUUUAAAAUAUUUGUUAUUGGUUUGCAAAAUCUAAGGUUUGAAGAAAUUUUGACGCAAAGUCUGGUAUUAUCAACAACAUUAUUUGUAUGGCCUGGCAAACCUUUUUAGUUCAUUUGUAAUUAGCUGAAGCCAUAAUGUCUUCCAGUUAUAAGUGAUAUAUAUUAAUAAGUUGAACAUAAAGCUAAACCUUGAUGAGAGUAAGGUGUCAUUCUGGUCAUGAGUUAUACUGACACCUGGGAUCAGAUAGUAAUAAGGUGUCAUUCUAGUCAUGUGCCAUACUGAUACCUAGAAUUAAAAAGUAGUAAGGUGUCAUUUUAUGUGCAGUACUAAUGCCAGGGAUCAGAUGUAGUAAGGUAUCAUUCUGAUGUGCUAUUCUGAAACCUGGAAUCAGAUAGUAAUAAGGUGUCAUUCUGGUCAUGUGUAUUACUGAUACCUGGGAUCAAUUGGUAGUAAUCAGUAAUUCUGUUGAAUAAGUCACAAUGACAUGGCUGGAACAAUUGACAAAUAACCUGCACUUGAGAAACGUAACGAUUGGUCCAGAAUAGACUAAAACAUCUCAAGUUUCCUAAUUGUAGGUUUUUGUGAAUUGUCAUUCUUAUUUUGUGCAGUGCUAAUACCAGGAGUCAGUUGUUUUUAGCAAGGUUCAUUUUAAGUUACCAGUACUAGGUGGAAAAAUUAUGAACAUGGGUAUGUAAAUUGGCAGAGCAGUUGUGUAUACUACACUACUAUCCUGAUAUUUGAAAUACAGCAUAGCACUGAAUUGGCGAUUCUGAAUUGUUAACACCAUUGUAUACAAGUGUAAAUAUGAAGUAUAUACUGUGCUGUAUGUGGUCUUUUGGUGACUGUCUUACAUCUAUAAUUAUUCCUAUUAUUAUUAUUACAAUACAUUCAUCCAAGGAACUGGACCUAUCCUCCCUUUCCUUGAAUCAUUUUUCCUUCCAUUUCCCCAGGUACUGUACAACCCUUAUGGGGUUAGCACUCCUCUUAUGAAUGUAAUAGCAAAAAUACACAUGUGACAUUUUUCUUCUUUUUUUUUUUUUGUUGUUUAGCACUUGUUUACAUUAAAUUCCAUCAUCCAUCUGUCGCUCCAUUUGCUCAGCUUAUCUCAUUAUUCUUAUGUUAAUAUGUAUAGUAAUUUUUAUUACUUAUUUUAGAAAAUUUUUGCAUCACCCAUGAAUAUAUACAUGCAGUUUUUAUUUUUCUGGCAAAUCACUUAUUCACAAUUUUUUUAAGGGAAAUAUUGAUCCUUGUAGGACCCCAUUUCAACUUGAGGACAUAGUUUUCAAACGGAAAACCCCUCAUCUUUUAUAAGAGCCUUCAGGCUUUUAUUGUUUUAUAGUUGCCAGCAAGACAGAUGUAUAAUUUAAAGGAUAUUCCCUAUCCUCUUUUUUAAAUACUGGCACAAUUACAAUUUAUCUCAUGAAAUGCACCGAAUUUUUUUUUUUUUUUUUUAGGAUAAAAUUUUUUUUCCCUUUUGUUAUUAGAGUUUAGAAGUGAAGAAUUUAGAAGUGAUUGUUAGCCAAUACUGUAAGUUUUAAGAGCAUCUUUUAUUGGACAUAUCUAGUAUGCAGUCUAUUAAUAUUUGUAUUGUUAUAUAUUUAUUUAAAUUUUAUUCAGAUAUGUUUUUAAUGCAUGAAAAAUUUUUAAGAAUACAUAUGGAAAAUUUUUGUUGAAAAAUUUAAAAUUCUAUUUGUUCAAGGUUUGUGUGAACUCUUUGUAUAUUAUGUAUUAAUAGUUUAGAAAUCUGACAAUUUGAUACCCAAAUGUUCACACGUUUUAGUUAUCUUUAUGGUGAUGCUUAGGCAACCAUUGGCUUCAUCAGUCCAAUUCAGAGAAUAAUACUGUACAAAGUAGAAGACAUGAAGAGGUAGAUUAAGGUGACCAGUCCCUCAGCUUAGAUGAACCUCCUAGAGAUAAUGGAAGACGUGUAGUAGUGCGAGGUGAUCAAUGCAUCAAUCUUGCUAAAUGAUUCAAGACUUAAGCCCUGAUCACCUUAAACUGCUUCCAUUGACUCAACAAAUUUAUAAAUGUUCAGUACUAUAAAUCUCUAGUACUAUUUUCUGUAUUGGAUUAAUAAAGCCAUUGGUAGGUAAAACAUCUCCACAGUAAAGGUACCCAAGUGUUGCAUAUGUCUUAGUCAUGUUGAUUGUAUAUUUUGAUUAUAUAUUUUAGGUUUGAAAUUAUCAGUUAAUAAAUGCUUACACUGCACAA
Messenger RNA from Cherax quadricarinatus, 9660 nucleotides. RefSeq names its product Dicarboxylate carrier 1 (gene Dic1). Gene Ontology annotation, molecular function: succinate transmembrane transporter activity; sulfate transmembrane transporter activity; antiporter activity. The record is from RefSeq and is a predicted model, not a curated record. Gene Ontology annotation, biological process: oxaloacetate transport; phosphate ion transmembrane transport; succinate transmembrane transport. NCBI's taxonomy places the organism in Eukaryota, Metazoa, Arthropoda, Malacostraca, Decapoda, Parastacidae.